ACUUCGCUCAAAUAAAAACAAAGUGGCUAAAAAUAAAAUAUACUACAUAACAAUUCUUACUUCCUAAGCUUAAUGAAUAUGCCGGGUUCACAACAAGUCAUCAAACACAUAUCUGUUGACAACAUAAUCAAACAUUAGAAAUUCCGCCAUUUCAAAGAUUGUUCCCGCUCUUUUAUUUUUUCGGCAUUGAGAUCGUGAACAGUGGGCGCGUUAGUUCGGGGAAUCGAUCUUUCUGUACAGCUGCAUUCAACUACAUCUUGGCAAUUUCACAACUAGCAACGCAAAAUUCACUCAUCUUUUUAAGAUUUAUAUAUAGAUUUUCAUAAAGAAUACACUCAUUUUUAACGCACAGAUAAAAGUUUGGCAGCAAUUAUGUCCACAGCAAAAGGAAGCGCAUCCAAUGGCCGAAAGUUCGCCGAGGGCACACAGCCCUUCACAGUGCUAAUUGAGGGAAAUAUUGGCAGCGGAAAGACAACAUUUUUGAACCACUUCCAGAAAUAUGAUAAGGAUGUCUGCCUGAUCACAGAGCCUGUUGAGAAAUGGCGUAAUGUAAACGGCGUUAAUUUGCUCGAAAAAAUGUACAAAGAGCCAAAAAAAUGGGCCAUGCCCUUCCAGUCAUACGUCACACUAACGAUGCUUCAAGCCCACACGGCAGCCACGGACAAAAAAUUGAAAAUAAUCGAACGCUCCAUUUACAGUUCACGGUAUUGUUUUGUAGAAAAUAUGUAUCGCAAUGGAUCCUUGGAGCUGGGCAUGUACAAUACCCUACAAGAAUGGUAUAAAUUCAUUGCCGAAUCGAUACACGUGCAAGCUGAUCUGAUUAUCUAUUUACGCACAUCGCCUGAAGUUGCACACGAACGUAUUCGUCAGCGUGCACGCUCCGAGGAGAGCUGCGUGCCCUUAAAGUACUUACAAGAAUUGCAUGAACUACAUGAGGAUUGGCUGAUCCACCAACGCCGUCCACAACAGUGCAAGGUUCUGGUGUUGAAUGCCGAUCUUAACUUGGAAAACAUUGGCAGCGAAUACCAGCGUUCCGAGACGAGCAUUUUUGACGCAAUCUCAGGCGCGCAACAAAACCAGCCUGCAGCUGUGCUCGUGUCGCCAAGCAAACGCCAAAGAUUAUCCAGCUAGCCGGAGGGCAUCACACAUGUCAGCUACUGACUUAAUAUUUUAGAACUAGUUAGCAAUCGGAGUCGCAGCUAAAAUUCGAAGAUUCUUUUAACGAAAAACGCAACUUUCCUAUUUCACAAUUAUUUUUAAUUCAAAUGUUCGUUUCAAAUUGUGUACAUGCAGUAGAUAGUUUAAUUUAAAAGUUAAUGUAUGACGCCUG
Molecule: messenger RNA, 1330 nt
Organism: Drosophila hydei
Lineage: Eukaryota; Metazoa; Arthropoda; Insecta; Diptera; Drosophilidae
Product: deoxynucleoside kinase
Exons: 4
Coding region: 373-1131 (252 amino acids)
Biological process (GO): nucleobase-containing compound metabolic process
Cellular component (GO): mitochondrion; cytoplasm
Molecular function (GO): ATP binding; deoxynucleoside kinase activity
Source: RefSeq, a predicted model, not a curated record